GUUUAUCUGACACCAGCCGCCUCUGCCAUGUCACCCAAGUUCGACCCCAAUGAGAUCAAAGUCAUGUACCUGAGGUGCACUGGUGGUGAGGUUGGCGCCAUGUCUGCCCUGGUCCCCAAGAUCAGCACCCUGGGUCUGUCUCCAAAAAGGGUUAGUGAUGACAUUGCCAAAGCAACUGGAGAUUGGGAGGGUCUGAGGAUUACAGUGAAAGUGACCAUUCAGAACAGACAAGCCCAGAUUGAGGUGGUACCUUCUGCCUCUGCCCUCAAGGAGCCACCAAGAGACAGAAAGAAACAGAAGAACAUUAAAAACAGUGGAAACAUCAUUUUUGAUGAAAUUGUCAACUUUGCCCUGCAGAUGCAUCAUCGAUCUUCAGCUAGAGAACUUUCUGGAACCAUUAAGGAGAUUCUGGGGACUGUCCAGUCUGUGGGCUAUAAUGUUGAUGGCUGCUACCCUCAUGACAUCAUAGAUGAUAUCAACAGUGGUACAGUGGAGUGCCCAGUUAGUUAA
Sciurus carolinensis (gray squirrel) is the source of this 510-nucleotide messenger RNA. RefSeq names its product 60S ribosomal protein L12-like. The transcript has a single exon. Gene Ontology annotation, molecular function: large ribosomal subunit rRNA binding; structural constituent of ribosome. The record is from RefSeq and is a predicted model, not a curated record. Gene Ontology annotation, cellular component: ribosome; cytosolic large ribosomal subunit. Lineage: Eukaryota; Metazoa; Chordata; Mammalia; Rodentia; Sciuridae. Gene Ontology annotation, biological process: translation. The coding region runs from base 28 to 510 and encodes 160 amino acids.